This is a messenger RNA of Daucus carota subsp. sativus, 3117 nucleotides long. RefSeq names its product probable disease resistance protein RF45. The coding region runs from base 168 to 3008 and encodes 946 amino acids. The transcript is spliced from 2 exons. Lineage: Eukaryota; Viridiplantae; Streptophyta; Magnoliopsida; Apiales; Apiaceae. The record is from RefSeq and is a predicted model, not a curated record. Gene Ontology annotation, biological process: defense response to other organism. Gene Ontology annotation, molecular function: ADP binding.
CAACAUCAUAAACAAAUGCAACUGUACAGUAACAUGGAGAAUCCAAUGUGCUGAAGACACCAAUACAUUUGAGCCUUAUCAAAUUUAUUACUCCCUCAUCCCAUUUUUAACUGUACUUUAUAUAGACUUGUUUGGUUUCUGCUGAAAAAAAAGUUGAACGAAUUAAUAUGGCUGAAGCAAUUGUGUCGAUUGUUAUGGGAAGGCUCGCUGAUUUAUUGAUUGAAAAACCUCAAAUCCUUAAUGAAGUGAGCGAUGAAAUUCAACUAGCUGUGACCGAGCUCAUGCGGAUAAAGACAUUCUUACCAGAUGCUGAUUCAAGGAUGGAUGUAGAAAGAAUCCGGAUUUUGCUCCGGGAUGUACGAGAGCUUGCCUAUGAUGCUGAACAUGCUGUCGAAACUUUUGUUAUUAAAGCCUCAUCGACUAAAAAACCAUUUCAGUGGAUGAACAGAGGCAAGUUUUCAAGGAAGAUGAAAGAUAUACAAAAAAAGAUGUCCAUCUUCUUCGAUUUGUUUUCUGAUUAUAAUAUCAGACCAACUUCUGAAUCAUCAACUUCCUCCAACAGAGAAUCGGGAAAACUAAAGCGAUUUCACUCUUUCACUACUCCUGAACCAGAGAUAUUUGUUGGAUUUCAUGACGACGUUGAAUGCUUGGUGCGACAUUUGGUGAAUGAAUCUGAUGAUUCUUACCCACUUAUAUCUAUUUGUGGAAUGGGGGGUCUGGGAAAGACCACUCUAGCUCAAAAGAUAUACAAUCACUCCGCCAUCAAGACUCACUUUGCUGGUUUAGCAUGGGUAUCAAUCUCGCGAAAGUGGCAAACAGAUCGGGUGUUGCAGAGAAUUCUUAUAUGUCUCGUCCCUGAGAACAAAAACUCUAUCCUUAAUAUGGAGACUGACAAGCUAGUGGAGUAUAUGCUACAAAUCCAGGAAAGGAAAAAAUGCUUGAUAGUCCUCGAUGACAUAUGGUCAACACAUGAUUGGAAUGCAUUAAAAGCUGCAUUUCCAGCCGGGAAGUCCAUAAGCAGAUUAAUGCUUACAAGCCGUAAUGCUGAGGUUGCUGACUAUGUGAAUUUAAACGGAUACAUUCACAAGCCAAAAUGUCUAAGUCCAGAACAAAGUUGGGAGCUACUCAAGUUAAAAGCACUUCACACAGGAAAUUGUCUAGACAUUACCAGAGAUGUAAAGAGGAUGGAAAAACUGGGAAGGGAAAUGGUUGAACAUUGUGCCGGUCUUCCGCUAGCUAUAGUCGUCUUGGGUGGAAUUCUUGUAACAAAACCAUCGUUGAUAGAGUGGGAGAAGGUAUAUCGUGAUAGUAAAUCAUCCCUGAAGGCGGGGAAAGGACUGGGAGAAGCCUAUCAAAGGGAAAUAUUAAGUUUUUUAAUAUGGAGCUACAAUGAUUUACCGCCUCAGCUGAAGCCAUGCUUUCUAUAUUUAUCUAAGUUUAGUGAAGAUGAAUCGAUAGACAUAGAGACUUUGUAUCAGCUAUGGAUCGCAGAAGGAAUGAUACUCUCGAGUGACAAAAGGGAAGGAGAAACAAUGAUACAAGUGGCUGAAUCAUACAUGGGAGAACUAGUCCACAGGAGUAUGGUUCAAGUGAGAUUUAACGAUGUAGAAUCAUCGCUUACAAAGUUUGAAUCUUGUUCUCUGCACGAUCUUAUGAGAGACAUGUCUUUAAUACAAGCAAAAGCAGAAGAUUUUUUUGAAGUAAUACAUUUCCAAAGUGGAAAUGAGUUUCAUCUCAAAUCUACUACAGAGUCAAGGUCAGCUUCCACUCGAGUUGUGAUUCGUUUGGAUGAGGAAUAUUCUAGCAAAGAAGCUAAUUACUACUUUACCAAGAAACGCAAUCAAAAAUGCUAUCGAUCAAUUUUACUCCUCUGUGAGUUUGGGGCGAGAAGUCUGCCACGGGCCCUGGGGUUACAUUUUGCCAAUUUUAGGUUCCUAAAAGUCUUUUCUGUGGAGAAUUAUACCAAUUUUUCUGGUGCAUUUUCUCAUUUUAAUGUUGGAAGAGCAUUAGGGUCCCUUGUUUACUUGCGAUAUCUUAGUGUAAGGGGCAGUAAUUUGUCGGUUUUUCCAUCUCUACAAAAGUUGGUGCUAUUACAAACUCUAAAAUUGGAUAUAUCCGACAAGAUAUAUGUUUUACCAUGGCUGUCAAGAGAUGUUCUGGUGAAGAUGGAUUGUUUGCGGCAUCUGUAUUUGCCGAAAUUUAAAGUUGACGUUUUGGGAAGGAAAUCGAAAUUACGGUUUAAUGGGUUGAGCAAGUUAGAGACCCUGGAGAACUUUGACACUAGUUGGUGUGAGGUUAAGGAUCUACGUGAGCUAAUCAAUCUUCGGAAACUAACGGUAACAGUGAGGGGUAGCUGUGAUAUUCUGGAAGAAAUGAUGAAAAACUUGGAUGAUGUAGCCUCCUCAGCAUCUUCAUGUCUGAGGUUCUUGGGUGUCACUAUUGUUUAUUGUGAUAUUGAGCUGAACAAUGAUCUUACGAUCUUAAAACAAUUGGUAUAUGCCGAAAAUUUGAACCUUCGGGAAUUGAAAAUAUAUGGGUGUAUCCCAGAGGUGGGUCUAAUAUUUCCGCUGCAUGUAUCCACAAUUUGUAUUACAACUUUAAAUUUAGGGGAAUCAUACCUGGAAGAAGACCCAAUGCCAAUAUUAGAAAUGCUUCCAGUGUUGAGUGUUCUCCGAAUGUAUAGGGAUACAUAUGUGGGGAAGGAGAUGGUGUGCUCCGCAACCGGUUUUCCUAAACUCACCGUUCUUAUUUUGCACGAGUUCACAAACCUUGAAAAAUGGAGGGUGGAGGAAGGAAGCAUGCCCAUCCUUUCAUACUUGAUUAUUGCAAGUUGUAACAAGUUGGAGGAGUUUCCCGGAGGCCUUGUGUUCCUCAAGUCCCUUCAAAUAAGUCAAAUGCCUCAAGAUUUCAAUGAUAGGCUUAAAAGGCAAGAUGGUGAAGAAGGACCCGACUUUCACAAAAUUUCUCAUGUCGGUAGACUCAUUAUUGAUGAUCAGGGCUACAUUUGAAUGUUCUUGUAAGUUAGGUAUAAAGUAUUGUUUUGGUCGUGAAGAACAUAUUGCUUGAGAACUUAUUUGAUCAUUUGCUUCUCAUUAAUAUUAUAUGAUCAAUUUAUUU